CAAUCACACAGCAAAAUGGCAGACUUGGGACAGCUAUGGGAAAAACUAAGCGGUGCGGAAAGUAAGUCGCUUCUCAAGAAGCACUGCACUCCCGAAGUUUACGAAACUUUGAAAGAGAAGACCACGAAAUUUGGCGGCACGCUUGCCGAGUGUAUCCGAUCGGGAGCGGAAAAUCCCGAGAGCGGAGUAGGCGUUUAUGCAAGUGACCCAGAAGGCUACACUGUGUUCGCCGAUCUUUUAAACCCGGUCAUCAUGGACUACCACAAAGUGGACGAGUUGAACCAUCCAGGAUGUGACUAUGGAUCUGAGGCUGAUCUCAAUUUCGGCGACCUUGACCCUUCAGGGGAGCUAAUCGUGUCCACAAGGGUCAGAGUUGGCAGGAGUCAUGACAGUUACGGGUUUCCCCCAACCCUCAACAAGGAACAGAGAGAGGAAAUGGAAAAAGUCACCCGUGAGGUAUUAGAGGGACUAACUGGGGAGCUUAAAGGUACAUACUAUCCUCUAGAUGGAAUGACCGAGGAGACACAAAAACAGCUCACCGAAGAUCAUUUCCUUUUCAAAGACGAUGACCGAUUCCUCAAAGCCGCCGGAGGGUACGACGACUGGCCCGCCGGUAGAGGCAUCUUCUUCAACGACAACAAAACUUUUCUGGUCUGGGUGAACGAAGAGGACCACAUCCGAAUCAUCUCCAUGCAGAAGGGAGGAGACUUGGCCGCUGUGUACAAGCGAUUGGUGAGUGGCAUUCAAGAACUGGAAAAGAAACUGCAAUUUGCCCGUCUGCCCAAUUUGGGUUACCUCACGUUUUGUCCCAGUAAUUUAGGCACAGCCCUACGGGCCAGCGUGCACGUGAAGAUACCCAAAGUGGCGGCCAUGCCGGAGUUCAAAGAGAUCUGUGACAAAUAUCACAUCCAGGCGAGAGGCAUCCACGGCGAGCACACGGAGAGCGUGGGCGGUGUGUACGAUAUCUCUAACAAGAGACGACUGGGUCUGACAGAGAUUCAAGCGAUAGAGGAGAUGAGACGAGGGGUCGAGGAACUGAUCAGGUUAGAGAAGGGACAUCCGGACACAGGGGCUGCCAAGCCUGAGUCAGACCUUCCAAUACUAUGGGAGAAACUGGAAUCUGCUAAGGACAGCAAGUCCCUACUGAAGAAGCACUGUACUAAGAAAGUCUACGAAAAACUCAAGGAUAAGAAGACGAAGUUUGGCGGAACUCUGGCCGAGUGUAUUCGAUCGGGGGCGGAAAAUCCCGAGAGCGGAGUCGGUGUCUACGCAUCCGAUCCCGAGGGCUACACUGUGUUCGCCGAUCUUUUGAACCCGGUCAUCAUGGACUACCAUAAAGUGAACAAACUUAAACACCCAGAAUGUAAUUUCGGUUCUGAAGCCGAUCUAAGCUUCGGUGAUCUUGACCCCGAAGGGGAGCUAAUCGUGUCCACAAGGGUCAGAGUUGGCAGGAGUCAUGACAGUUACGGGUUUCCCCCAACCCUCAACAAGGAACAGAGAGAGGAAAUGGAAAAAGUCACCCGUGAGGUAUUAGAGGGACUAACUGGGGAGCUUAAAGGUACAUACUAUCCUCUAGAUGGAAUGACCGAGGAGACACAAAAACAGCUCACCGAAGAUCAUUUCCUUUUCAAAGACGAUGACCGAUUCCUCAAAGCCGCCGGAGGGUACGACGACUGGCCCGCCGGUAGAGGCAUCUUCUUCAACGACAACAAAACUUUUCUGGUCUGGGUGAACGAAGAGGACCACAUCCGAAUCAUCUCCAUGCAGAAGGGAGGAGACUUGGCCGCUGUGUACAAGCGAUUGGUGAGUGGCAUUCAAGAACUGGAAAAGAAACUGCAAUUUGCCCGUCUGCCCAAUUUGGGUUACCUCACGUUUUGUCCCAGUAAUUUAGGCACAGCCCUACGGGCCAGCGUGCACGUGAAGAUACCCAAAGUGGCGGCCAUGCCGGAGUUCAAAGAGAUCUGUGACAAAUAUCACAUCCAGGCGAGAGGCAUCCACGGCGAGCACACGGAGAGCGUGGGCGGUGUGUACGAUAUCUCUAACAAGAGACGACUGGGUCUGACAGAGAUUCAAGCGAUAGAGGAGAUGAGACGAGGGGUCGAGGAACUGAUCAGGUUAGAGAAAGGAGGAGAACUUAAAGAUGACAAGCAAUCAGAAACGAAAAAGCAUUCAGAUAAACCUACAACUACACGAUCCUGUUCCAUUCUUUAA
Molecule: messenger RNA, 2211 nt
Organism: Liolophura sinensis
Lineage: Eukaryota; Metazoa; Mollusca; Polyplacophora; Chitonida; Chitonidae
Product: taurocyamine kinase-like
Exons: 1
Coding region: 16-2211 (731 amino acids)
Biological process (GO): phosphocreatine biosynthetic process
Molecular function (GO): creatine kinase activity
Source: RefSeq, a predicted model, not a curated record